Messenger RNA from Paramecium octaurelia, 988 nucleotides. The record is from the annotation of a GenBank genome assembly. Lineage: Eukaryota; Ciliophora; Oligohymenophorea; Peniculida; Parameciidae.
AUGAAUUAAUAGAUAUCAUAAGAAUAUUUCAUUCAUAAGUUUGCAUCUAUCUCAUUGAGCGAAAGUAAUAGGCUGUUUACAUAUGAUUAGCUGAUGAUGACAAUUCCAAACAAAGCAGUCCAGCUUUAGACUCUCGAUUAUUGGAGUUUGUGAGUGCUCUUCCUUAACACAUUAAACAAAAAUUAGAAAAUUUCAAACCUCACUCAGACUUUCAGGUUUCAAAAUAAAGUGAUGAAAGUGUGUACUUUGGCACAUUGGAGUCAGGACUCAAACAUGGGAACGGCAUUUAAGUAUGGCCAUAAGUUGGAAAUUUAUUAAUUGGGUAACAAACAAUUAAUAUGUUAUUAUAGGACUUGGUAAAACGAUUUGCUUCAAGGAUUUUGUACAAUGCAUUACAGGAAUGGAGACAUGUAAUAAAUAUCAAAAUAAUGUAGUUUUGAAGCUCAGUUCUAAAAUGGCCGCACAAAUGGUUUUGGUAUGUUUAUAUCGGAAAAAAAAAUAGUUAAGGGUAAAAUAUAUUCUUAUUUUAGGAAUUUGGAUCAAUAAUCAGUUAGAAGGAGAGGCAUAGGAAAUUAAGAGUGAUGGAACAAGAUUUUAUGGAUAAUUUCAUAACGGCAAGAAAAAUGGUAGGGGGAUUUAAGUUUUUCCAGAUGGAUGCAAGUUUUAUAUUUCUUCUAUCUAAUUGUAGGUAUGAAGGAUCAUUCGAAAAUAACUAAUUUUAAGGCGAUGGAACAUUUCAUUGGAGUGAUGGAAGUUAUUAUUAAGGAUAAUUUCAGAAGGGUCUAAUAAUGGGAUUUGGGAAUUACGUAAACAAUAAUGGACUUCUAUUAAUUGGACAGGUAUUGCUGAAUGAUAAUAUGUUGUAUAGUUCUCUGAAGUCAAAAAAACAUAAUCGAAGGAGGUUGGUCUCAAUAAAAAUCUACAGAGCAUUAUGUACAUAAACCAGUACAAUUAAAGUCUUUUAAUUGAAAAGAUACAUCUUCUCUGA